AUGGUGGCCAGGGAGGGGGACAUCACACUGGGGGCCCUGUUUUCUCUCCACGAUGCCACACAGGAGCUGCAGCUCUCAUUCACCUCUCAGCCGGAACCUGUUCAGUGCACUGGGUUUAAUUUCCGGACCUUCCGGUGGAUGCAGACAAUGAUUUUUGCCAUGGAGCAGAUCAACAGAGAUGGCCGUCUCUUGCCCAACAUUACCCUGGGCUACAAAAUCUAUGACUCCUGCAGUAACCCCCUCUAUGCCCUUCGCACAGCGAUGGCACUGAUGAGUGGCAGAGAGGAGGGGAGUGGGAACACUGAGUGUCAAGGCAACAUUCCUCUUGUCAUUGGUGAUGGUGGAUCCACACUAUCAAUAGUGGUUGCAAAUUUUCUAGGUAUUUUCCAACUGCCACAGAUUAGCUAUUUCUCCAGCUGCGCGUGUUUAAGUAAUAAAAAAGCAUUCCCAGCAUUUCUGAGAACCAUGCCCAGUGAUUUCUUCCAGGUGAAUGCCCUAGCUCAGCUGGUGCAACACUUCGGCUGGACCUGGGUGGGAACGGUUGCCGGGGACGAUGCGUAUGGUCGCGGAGGCGCCCAAAUCUUUAAUGACAAGGUCACCGGAAUGGGUGCCUGCAUUGCCCUAUAUGAGAUCAUUCCCAAAAACCACGCUCCGGCAGAGAUAUCCAGGAUUGUGGAACGUAUCAGUGGAUCCAGCACACGAGUGGUGCUGGUGUUUGCUCUAGAACAGGACGCAAAUGCCCUUUUCUCUGAGGCUCUCAGACAAAACCUCACAGGAGUGCAAUGGCUGGGUAGCGAGGCUUGGAUCACGGCAGCGAUCCUCAACACGCCCCAGUUCCACAGCAUCCUCCAGGGUUCCAUGGGCUUUGCCAUCCGCAGAGCUACGAUUCCCAACCUGCAGUCUUUUCUGCUGCGUCUGCAUCCCUCCUCUUUUCCCGAUGAUCCCUUUGUUGUGCAGUUCUGGGAGGAGUUGUUUAAGUGCUCUUUUCACAGCGUAGCUGGUGGAGAGCUCUCGGACAGACGCCCCUGUAACGGCUCAGAGGAGCUGGCAAGUGUGAAGAGCCUGUACUCAGACGUGUCUCAGCUCAGGAUCUCCUACAAUGUCUACAAAGCAGUGUAUGCUGUUGCCCAUGCUCUGGACACUAUGCUGAGAUGUGUGCCAGAAAGAGACCCCCUCACAGGGGGGGCCUGCCCUGACAUACGCAACAUCAAGCCCCAGCAGCUCCUGUACUAUUUGAAGAAGGUGGACUUCACUAAUGAAUUUGGUGAGGAAACUAAGUUUGAUGAGAAUGGUGACCCGGCAGCCAUGUAUGACCUGAUCAACUGGCAACUCUUGGAGACUGGAGAGGUCCAGUAUGUCACUGUGGGCAGGUUUGAUGAAACCAAGAGUAUUAAAUUGGAGAUAGAGGAAAAACAGAUUAUCUGGAAUGGUAACCAGAGCCAAGUGCCGGUGUCUGUGUGCAGUAGCAGCUGCCCCCCUGGUACCAGGAAGGCAUUUAGACCCAGUUUCCCUGUCUGCUGUUUUGACUGCAUACUCUGUGCAGUUGGGGAGGUUAGCAAUCAGACAGAUGCCACAGAGUGUAUGACGUGCCCACCUGAGUUCUGGUCCAACCCGAAGAGGGACACCUGCAUCCCGAAGCUGGUGGAGUUCCUGUCCUACAGUGACACCAUGGGCAUCACGUUGCUAGCUAUGGCCCUGCUGGGUUCCUGUGCCACGCUCGCUGUGGCCCUCGUUUUCGCCUGUAAGCGCCACACACCCCUCGUCAGGGCCAGCAACUCAGAGCUCAGCUUCCUCAUCCUCAGCUCUCUGUGGCUGUGCUUCCUGUGUGCGCUGGCGUACAUCGGUCAGCCCACUCCGUGGUUGUGCCAGCUACGCCACACGGCCUUCGGCGUCGCUUUCUGCCUUUGCCUGUCGUGCAUCCUGGGAAAGACGAUGGUGGUCUUGAUGGCUUUUAAGGCCACUCUCCCAGGCAGCAAUGUCAUGAGCUGGUUCGGGCCUCUACAGCUGCGCACUUUGAUCUUCCUGUGCACGGCAGUGCAGGUGGUGAUUUGUGGCACAUGGCUGGGCCUGGCACCACCUCUGCCGCGUAGGCUGAUGAACCGUGAGUCAGCACGCAUCAUUCUGCUGUGUGACAUGGGCUCAACACUUGCCUUCUACCUAGUGCUGGGAUACAUCGGCUUAUUGGCAGGUGUCUGCUUUGUUAUGGCCUUCCUCGCCCGGAAGCUUCCGGACAAUUUCAAUGAGGCAAAAUUCAUCACAUUCAGUAUGCUGAUCUUUUGUGCUGUGUGGAUCACCUUUGUUCCAGCAUAUGUCAGCUCUCCAGGGAAGUACACAGUGGCAGUGGAGGUCUUUGCCAUCCUGGCCUCCAGUUAUGGCCUUCUGCUGUGUAUAUUUGCCCCAAAAUGUUACAUCAUUCUGCUUAGACCAGAGAAGAAUACAAAGAAACACCUCAUGCACAAAUAA
Electrophorus electricus (electric eel) is the source of this 2463-nucleotide messenger RNA. Its product is annotated as extracellular calcium-sensing receptor-like. Gene Ontology annotation, cellular component: plasma membrane. The record is from RefSeq and is a predicted model, not a curated record. NCBI's taxonomy places the organism in Eukaryota, Metazoa, Chordata, Actinopteri, Gymnotiformes, Gymnotidae. Gene Ontology annotation, biological process: G protein-coupled receptor signaling pathway. Gene Ontology annotation, molecular function: G protein-coupled receptor activity.